GUGGGCCAUUCUCUACCAAGUCCGUACGUGAUAAGUCCAUCCAUAAAUGUCGGCUCCAUGAAUUGUAUGUGGGGGUCGUUCACAGUGGAGCAGUACUGUGCCCAUGUGAUAUGAUAUGUCUACCCAUCUCUUACCCACAUUUAUGAACCGAAUCAGACCGGUAUCGAAAAAUGAAAAAAUAAAAUUGGUCCGGUUCAAAAUUUAUAUUUUGGGCUAUAUUUUAUUUUUUAGAGUACUUAUAUUUUAAAAUUAUUAACAAAUUUUAGGGGCCAUGUACGGUUGGCCACUUUGCACACCCUCCGGGCCACCCAUGCAGUCAUGUAUUAUGGCAGGACUUAAUAGAGACUGAUGAAAUGUCACGUAAGUCCUUCGUUAACAUCUACGAAGUACUCCCUCCGUCCUGGAGUAUUUAUCCAGUUUUGACUUUUUGAACUGUUCAUCUAAGCACUUUGACUCAUCAAUUUCUCUUAAUGUUCAUUAUCCAUUAGUCAUUAUUCAAGUAAAUGUUCGCCAUCAGUGGACAUUAUUAAGUGUUAUUUAGAGAAUAAAAUAAUUUUAGUGUUAUUUAGUGCAAAUAUUUCAUUCUUAUAUGUUCCUUGGUUUUAUACUCUUUUUAUGAACUUUAAUAUCUAAACAUUAUGAAAGAAUUAUUUCUUUUACAAGCGGUGGUUCCCAAUGUCAUGGGAUGACUCGGGGAUGCUCCGGUGCCCCAUUCGUAAAAUUGACGGUCUGUACCCCACCUAACCCCUCAUUCCGCCCCGACCCGAACACGCCUCCCACCCCAUUCAAUUGCACCCCCUAAGUUAAUUUUGACUUUGGAGUCAAAUUUUGACUCCAAAGUCAAAAUCAACUUGAGGGUGCAAUUGAAGGAGGUGGAGGGCGUGUUUGAGUCGGGGCAGGGUGAGGGUUUACCGGGGGAUAGGGGAGGUUGGAACCGUCAAUUUUACGAAUUGAUACCGGAGCAUCCUCGAGUCAAUGACAUUGGUUUUCAAUGUCAUGAGAAAGAAAGAAAGUGUUUUUACAAAAAAAAUCUUACGUGUGGAGUCAUAUAUGGAGAGUGUGGGAAAAAAUAUGGUUACGUGUUUAGCACAAAGAAGUAACUUACCACCGCUCCGAUUCCAUCCGAUCCGAUCCCUCUAUAUAAAUAAAUUCUCAUUGACCAAACGAACCUCAGACCCAAAAAAAAAGUACGCCGGGAAAAAUGAAGAAGUCCUCAUCACCGUCGUCGUCCACCCACAUCGUCGCCGCCUUCCUCCUCCUCCUCGUCGCAGUCGCCGCCUCUUCCGCGGCGGCUGCCAGCUGCAACGUGCAGAGCCUGGCCCCUUGCCUGAACGCGAUCACGCUCGGCACCCCGCCUUCCGCCGCCUGUUGCGGCAGCCUGAAGGCGCAGCAGCCCUGUCUCUGCGGGUACAUAAAGAAUCCCGCUCUGGGAGGGUAUGUCAACUCCCAAAAUGCCCAGAAUGUCAGAACCACCUGCGGGAUUCCCACGCCCAAGUGCUAGCUAGCCAGCUAGUUAGCUCAUCGGAAACCGCCCCUGCACCGCCAUCCCGCCGCCGGGCUUCUAUGUUUUUACCAGUAGUUAUUAUGGCUUCCUUAUCACUAUAUAUAUUUAAGACGUCGAAUAAAUUAAACAACUUUAAUUUCUUUCACUCCUAUAUCAUUAUGUUAUCAUUAUGUUAUCAUUAUGUUAUCAUUAUAUAUAUUAUUAGGGGUGUGCGUGAAAUCCGUUCCCAUUGGACCGUCUCGAAAAAUCCCGGAUCCGUUUUGUAAUUGUACCGAUAUAUUGGGACACAAUUUUUUUGUCCCAAACCCGUUCCGUCCCAAUAUCAAAUGGGACAUGAGCGGGACCGCUUAAAUUUAUACUGAUCCGUCCCGUUUGUCCCGUUUCAUCUACUCUACUAAUAUAUACUCCGUAAUACU
Cuscuta campestris is the source of this 1920-nucleotide messenger RNA. The record is from the annotation of a GenBank genome assembly. Lineage: Eukaryota; Viridiplantae; Streptophyta; Magnoliopsida; Solanales; Convolvulaceae.